Metarhizium brunneum ARSEF 3297 is the source of this 1707-nucleotide messenger RNA. RefSeq lists its product as uncharacterized. Lineage: Eukaryota; Fungi; Ascomycota; Sordariomycetes; Hypocreales; Clavicipitaceae. The record is from RefSeq and is a predicted model, not a curated record.
AUGGCGACGAGGUCGCUUGAAAGCGCAAGCUCGUCUCCAUUGUCGUUCUACACGGCGAACGAUUCAGAGAUUGAAGAAUCUACCACUGCGAGCAGCCCCACACAGACCCUGCCCUGUCCAUAUCGUGAUGCUCGCCAGCUCCCGCGGGAGUUGAAGGGUCAUUGCCAUAUAUUUUUAGAAGAGCAGCUUUAUACUUGUGCGAUUAAUCUGCUGAAUAGCACGCUCGGCUCAGGCACAUCUAGAAGAUCAUCUUCUCCCAAAACAGUCCCUGUACCGCCACCGAGCCAUCUGGCAUUGCUCAACACCCUCAUAAUCCACCCUAUUCAUACAACACGCGCCGAGAAGUCAGAAUACCGAGACGUGGCUGCCCUGGCACUCGACUACCUUCGCAACCUGCUGACGGUCGUUGGCCCUGUCAACGCGGGGUUUCGCUCCGCCUUCCAGUUCCACGCAUCACCACGAUGGACGCGCCGAUCAGGCUUCACUAGUCCCAACGCCGACAGCGACAUGUCUGAUGGAGACUCGGAUCGCGAUCACGACCGCCUACAGGGGCGCAUGGCGAAUGAAGGCAGUUUGUGGUCUCGGGGCCAAGAUCUCUGGGCCACGGUCGGCUGGGCUUUUAACACGAGUAUACUGUAUCCGCAAAGGUGGCGUUACUGGCGAGUUUGGCUCGAAUUCAUGCUGGAUGUUCUCGAAACAGACUGGGCCGAGAGACAGCGACAGGACGAGGCGAACCACGAAGCGAAUGGAGGAGAGGGCGCUGCCCCUCUUACUGCACGGAGUGAGUCGAUGAUGGCAAUGUACAUGGAGCAGAGCAUGGACGGGCACGUGGCCUUGAAGCGCAUCAUCAAGGCUCUUUUUGCCGACGGCGGGAAGUUGUCGUCGUCUAGCUUCCCCGAGGUGUUUGAGAAGGAACCGCGUGGCCCAAAGAAGGCGACCAGGAAGAGGAAGAGGGAACAAGUUCUUGACCUGGAGAAUGGCAAGUUUGGAGACUAUUUCGACGACGACUCCAUUUCGUCGGGCGUCUCGGAACCACCCACCCCGCAGAAGCCCCGAGAUGGAAGGAAUAGCGACACAAUGGGGGUUCUGAGUCCCGGUUUGGUCGAGUCGAUCAGCAUUCGCCUGAGGUUCUUCAAGAUGCUGUCCGCUGCUACGGCUGCUCUCCGCAAACAGCGCGAGCUCGGCAAUCUAUAUGAGGACUAUGUGCUCGCGAUAAAGAAGCUCCCCCUUCCACUCUACUCGCUCUAUGUCGCACAAAGAGAGAACCCGCUUCCGCCUGAAAUCCACGUCCCUCUCAUACAGGAGCUAUUUCGCCUGCUCCUGCCACAGAGUGGCAAGAGUACGGCAAAAGUUGACCCCGAAGGCGACGCAAAUGGCAUACUUACCCUGCCCAUGCUAGAAUACUGCUACGUGCCCAUGGCAGCAAACACCGUGAGCCUAGAAGACAACGCCAAACUUUCGCUGCUGGUUGAAAAUGCGAUCCAACUACUCUGGAUAUCCGAUAUGAUUGAAUACACGGACAGUUUCGGGGACGCAUGCGGGAGAGGGAUACGGGCGAGAGAAGCCAAGGCCAAGAAGAAACGUACGGGGAAGGCCCACGCUGAAUCGAGCGAUGUUUCUGCCAAGGAUGUGCUGACCCGGUCGGGGGAGAGGAUUCGAAUGCUGGUUCAGGUGCUGAAGGAGACAGCUCUUGACUUGUCUGAUUGA